Molecule: messenger RNA, 10062 nt
Organism: Habropoda laboriosa
Lineage: Eukaryota; Metazoa; Arthropoda; Insecta; Hymenoptera; Apidae
Product: mucin-19-like
Exons: 18
Coding region: 1-10062 (3353 amino acids)
Source: RefSeq, a predicted model, not a curated record
AUGGCGCGGAGAUUUUCGUGGUGCACGGCGGUGGCAUUGGUGGUGCUGCUUUUCGUCACAACCGAAGGUCUUCGUGAACGUAACGCUCAGGUCGAAGACAGCAAAUCUACGAAUCGUGGUAUUCUGAGGUUCAACGCGAAAUCACCCGAAGAAUCAACCACCACAUCGCUCCCAUCGUUAUCGAGACCAAGAUCAACUCGAGCCAGAACAACUCAAUCCAAGAGAUCUUCAAACUCCGACAGACGUACCGAAGGAACGACCGCAGUGUCUGUGAUUGAUCCAGAAGCAAACUUCGACUCGACGAAAAGUCCGAGCCCCAAAACCAGCCCAACCACCGAGAAAAAUGAGAAUUUCUCCACAACAACGGAAAUCCCGGACGAUCCGAAAAGAAUCUUCUCCGGAAGAAAACUCGAGGGAAGCAACAAACCAGAGGAAACAGCGAACAGAAGAAACGGCAAGAGAUUCCAUCCUGAAGCCAACGAAGGAACGAAAUUAAGAGACAACGAGAAGAAAGUGGUUCGUGAAAAGCCUAAAGAGAAUCCUCGAAGAUCGUUCAACGGAAGAGCCGGCAAUUCUGCUGUCACCGAGAGAUUGGACAACAGAGGACCGUCUGUGUUUCACGCGACCACUGAAUCCUCGCGAUCGAGAACCGGAAGGAAGAUCCAGACGACUUAUUCCAUGAAAGAUCUGAAGACUCAAAUUCCUACCUCGAGAAGAUACGUUAACAAGAACUUGGAGGACGUCGAGACUACCACAGCUUCGCUGAGAAGAGAAGGAAGAGGAGGUAGAUCGACGACAGAGAAGGUGGAAAGAAGCACGAGAUCUGGAAGAUCGAAAUUAAACACCAGAGAGAAUAAUUCUGUCGUUCGAAGAGGUCAAGACACUCUGUUGACAGAGUCUGAGAGUGUCAGAGUGGAUAUUCCUCUGGAAGUAGAUGGAACGGAGAAUCCAGUUUCCGAUUCAACUACGAGCCUCGGUUUAGCUUCUCAGAGAAGAAACGACGUGAAGGAAUCGUCCAGAUCUGGUACGAGAACUGGAUCGAAGAAUCGAGGACGAUCGAACGAUUCUGAAGCUGCCGGCUCGUCCAGAUCGAGCUCUCGAAGAGGAUCUUCCAAGUUCAGCGAUUUCACGACUACGGAAGCUAACGAGCAGAUUGUCAGCUCGAGAAGAAACACGGUUUCUAGAGAUCGUUCGAGGGGUACGGAUGUUAAGAAGAGUUCCGGGAGCGAGUCUAGAUCGAGAUCUAGGGGUAGAAAUUUUGAAAAUAACGCGAAGGUUAGCUCGAGCGGUGGUUUGGAACGAGACGUGAAGAGGAAAUCGGCUGGGGAGAGAGGCAAUUCGGAGAGAAGAUCGAGGAUUCCUGAUGGUGCUGCGAGAGGAAGUGAAAAUCGUGGACAGGAUAAUCUGGAUACGCGCGGAAGAUCGAGGAGUAGAUCGAGAUUGGACGCUGUCCCGCCUUCUGCUAUAGACGUUACCACAACUGUUGCGCCAGAUACAACAGUUUCCAACGAUGUAACGACCACAGAAUCCGAAGUAACGAGCACUACGGUAAGACCAGCUACUCCAGCAUCGACAACCACCAGUCCAAGAACAACGACGAGACCAACCUCAACUUCUACCUCGACGACUGAAUCGUCGGGACGAGGCAGAGGAAGAGGCAGAGGCGGGAAUCAAGGAAGAAAGCAGAAAGAGGACUUCUUCAAUCACGGAUUGGGAUUCAGAGGAAGAAAACUGGUGCCUGAGGCGUCGUCGCCGAACGUCACCGAGCUGAAGAGACCUACUCCGCCGAAGAACGACACUCAGUCGCAGGGAAAUCCAGGCUGGACGCUCAGGAGGCGACCGGCUCAUCUGAAUAACUUCGAAAAUCCUUCAAAGACAAUUGUGCCGACGCCGAGGGAGCAAACGAACGAAGUAAUUCCGUCGAACGAGCAAUCGACCAGCACCGAAGUCGUAACGACCGUGGAAAGUUCCACGUCUAGCACGAGAAGAGGCUUCAAGAAGGUGCAGCCGACGGAGGAGAGCAGCACCGUACCUGGAACAACUACCAAGAGCUACAGAAGGGGUAACAAAACUUUCGAUAAGGGCAGAACAUUCGAAUUUGGCAAGGGAACCGCCGAGCCUGACGAGAACGACAACUAUCCCCCUGAAUUUAAGGCGAGACUGAAUCAGCUGAAGAAUACCAACACGAAAAUACCAGCCCCAAAAGCCACCUCCAGAGCUCCAUUGGAGGAUCAUCAGAAGAGUAUCUUUGGUCGACGCUCGAGGGGCAACUCAAAGGCAUUCGAGCCUGAGGACCUUGAAGCCACAGCUUCAGGGAAUAUUUUGACGGAUGAAAGUUUAGUCGUGAAUCCCUUAACGUUGAUAAAUGGCACAGGAUUGCGACGCGUGAAAAAAUCCACCGCCGCUCUGUUCGCCGAAAGAUCGCGGAUCAAGCUGGAUCUGGCUAGGAGGUUAGUGAAGCCAGAGUUGAACAUCGAGGAGAAUGAUCUCGACGCAACCACGUUGGCGUCCUCUUUCAGCAAACCUAGGCCAACCGGUGUACCGUUCGCGUUAGAGCAAGAGACGAGCAAGUUGGCCAGGUACUCGAAGCCAUCCGCGACGGCGACAGGACGCAGGGCUGUUUCGUCCUUCUUAGAUAGCACGCGCGAACAAGAGAACGCCUCGAAACUUUCUAGUUCGGCGAAAGGUAUCGAGGACUCCUCCAAGGUCAACGGAGGAAGAUCGUCGAAUUCAAAGAAAGGACGAAUCAUCGCGGAACGUAUGGUCACCUCGAUCUCGAUCGAGGAGAAACCUACCACCGAGGAAACUACCAAGUCUUACGUAUUUUCCACGAAUCCACCGGUGAGUACGUCUUCGUCCGCUGAAGAAGGAUCGGCGACGACCAUCGAUUCGACGAGGAUUCGACCGAGCAACGGUCGUCUGGGAAAGAAGUCGAGAGAAGAGGACUGGGUGCCGAGUAAGAACGUGAAAGUUUCUCUUCACUCUAAUCGACGUAUCGAUGAUUACGUUCCCGUUACCACCAUUAAACCGAAGAAAUCUUACGCUUACCAGUUGCGUAACGGUAAGGUGCAAGAGCAGUUUGGGAAGAUCGAGCAGGAUUCCUCGACGAUCACCGCGGUAACGAAGAAAUCUCACGCUUCCACGCAGAGUAACAAGUACAACGCUGUGCAGAGAAAAUCGGUAAAUUCGCAGGAAGAAGGUGUCGGUAAAAAAUCUAAAUUUGGUAACGGUUCUGGUAAACCGACCUUUAGACCACGUUAUAGUAAAGGAAAUAAACUAAAGUCUGCGGAAGAUAGGACUGAGGAUGAUCAAACUACGUUUACUACGAAAUUACCGGUAGCUACUAGUAGAUACUCGAAGAAGAAAUCUGCAGUGAAAUCUGCGAAUGAAAAAUUGCCGACGACCGAUAGAACAGGUACGCAGGUGAAGAAAUUGGAGUUUAGACCUAGGACCGCGACCUAUCGAAGGCAUUCGGAGGUUCCAACUACUUUGGUUCAAACAACUACUAACGGUGCUAGAGUCGCCAUCACGCCAAGAUCGCCGAAAUAUCACGCUACUUUGAAGACUUCGACGCCGACGCCUCGAUCGGUAGCGCAGGAACCGCAAGUAAAUCUGAGGAUCGCGAACGAGUCGACGCAAGAAGCGCCAGGCAUUACCGGCAGUAGUAACGGCGACACCGGUAACUCGAAUAUCUUCAGUCCGACGAGAAGCUCGGUGAUUUUUACCGGGAAUAGCACGCUACUGGAGCAACUGAGAAGCACCGUUGCGCCGCUGUUGAGCUCACUUGGUAACAAGACUCCGGUGUUCUCGGGAUCUUACAGCAAUGUUAACAAUGCGAAUUCACCUCCCAGAGUUACACCUAACGGAUCACCGCCCCGAUUUAGCGCAAGGUACAAAGGAGCGGAAUUGUUUGUCAGAAAGCAAAAUAAUAUUUAUCAACCCACUGUGCCAUCGAUCACUAGUUCGUCCACUACACCAGCUACACCUGUCGAGAACUCCGGUUCGGCGCCGCCGAUCGACGUCUCGAGCCCUGGCGAGCCGAGAUUCUUGACCCUUUACCACGCGCUCGAGUCGGCCAGCAUCAGGAACGAACAGUUACAGGGAAACUCGAGCUCGCAGCAGGCCGGCGUGGUCCCCAAGGUAGACUCUAACGCCGCUGUCGCGAAUGCCACCGGCGAUAAACCUAACAAUGACACCACAAGCCCCUCUGUAGCGAGCAUCGGCCCGCGGACCCCAGACACCACCGCGAACACUACUCAGGACAGCACACUCACCCCGAGAUUAGCCGAGGAAACGGAGAACUCGACCCUAGCCGCGGUAACCGCAGCAGCCCCUGAAACCCCCUCGACCACCGAGCCGGUUCUCACGAGUACAGAAUCGUCCUCUAGUACCGAACAACCUUCCACCAGCACAGAAUCGCCCUCCAGUACCGAGCAACCUUCCACGAGUACAGAAUCGCCCUCCAGUACCGAGCAACCUUCCACGAGUACAGAAUCGCCCUCCAUUACGACCUCCGCCUCGGAACAAACGUCCACCAACGCCGAUUCCACGUCUGUGACGGAACAGACCAGCACAGAGUCGCUUGCGAGAGCUACAGAAGCGACCACGAUCGGUAACUUGGAAGACGUUCGAACUUCUUCACGAAUAGACAACAGUUCUGCGAGUCAGAGAGUAGUAAGUUCUUCGACUGAUGUUCCUACGACUACCAGUUCAACAACUGAAGGUAGCAGCACCGAGAUCGACGAGGCUGCAAGGUCUACGACCAGCAGUGACGACGCGCAAAGUACAGAAGCGGCACAGAGGUUAGAAACGUCUUCGCAGAGCUCCGCAGAGGCGACCACUGCUUCGACAACCAGCGUCAGCGACGCUCCAACUGUCGAUACGUCCGAGAAUCCAGAGAGCAACACUAUACCGUUCUCCGACACGACUGCCAGUCAGACGACCGAAGCUAGCUCGACGAACGUUCCUACGACCGAGGCGAUGUCGAGUAACAUGAUCGACGUGGAAACAACUACAGUGAUUCCUACGUCGACGAUUCGCAAUAGGUUGAUAGACUUCGCGCAAGAUAUACUGUCCCGAUUGCAAGCGUCUCUGCCGACGACCACGGUACCACCCGGUCAAGAUUCCACCACGACGGUGUCCUCCGCGACCGAGAUAUCGAACGUGAUACCGGACUCGAGUAGUAAUAAUAGCUUGGAGGCUUUGUCACAGUUGAGGGAGGGGACGACGACCGAUCGAGGAGAUUCGGGAACUACGACCACUUUGUCGUCCGUCGUUACGGAUCAGUCGAGAACGACUGAAGAUGUGACUACGGAGAGCGCAGUAGGUUUAAUUACUACCGCGUCACCUACUCGAGAAGCCGACACGCAGGACGAUGUAAACGCAUUCACAACCACAACACCAGCAACAGAAACAAGCACACAAGACUCUCAGACAGUAUCGAACACUGAUCAAACGACGACCGUAGACGAUUUUAGCGUAACCACCUCGUCGACAGUUGCCUCUACCAACGAUACCCUGCUGUCAGAGUUAAUGUCCAUUGCCAAGACACUCCUUUCGGAAGAGAUAAACGGCACCGAGCAAAUUGCACCCGGUCGAAAUUCGAACCUCACGUCUAGAUUAGGAAAUUUCACGAAAAACGAUGUGUUGAGCACGACUCAGGCUACCGAGACGUCGUCCGUUAACCCGGGAGUAACCACGGAAAACGUAGAAUCGACAACCGCCUCGGUAGCUACGCCAGAGUUUUCUACCCUCUCGGUUGAUCCUUCGCUGAACGAGGUGGACUCUACCGACCGAACUACCGCUGUAUCUUCGGACAAUUCGACAGAUACGUCAACUGUUGGAAGUAACGUGUCCGAGAACGAGAUACAAAGCGUGGAGGCCACUGAAAGCACGUCGUUAGCUUUAGGAUCCCUCGCUGAUAACGUAGAAUCGACAACUUCCUCGUUUACGACAGAAAUCGGGCCACAGGUCACCCUAUCAGAUAGGACAUCGUUCACUACCGACACUAGCCUCGACACAACGACUCAGUCACAGACAACCAUCGUCACACAAAGCUCGGAAACGACACCAGCCGUGAAUUUCGAGCUAACCACUAACACGUUCGAAUUGUCCCAAUCUAACACGAUCACAACGACAAAGCCUGAUACAGCUUCUGAAUCAACCACAGAAAGUGUCACCGAAUCCGCUGGAACCACUGUGUUAUUAACCAAUCCCACAACUGUAACAGCACAGCUUGUGACCGACACCAGCACUAAUCCAACCACAUCUUCCUCUGUAAAUACAAUCUCCACCACGACAUCGGCAUCCCUCGAAACGAACACCGAACAAAGCACCACGUCGUCACCCGUGAACCUGGUUGACCGAGCGAAUGUUAACGUGGAUACUAACCAAACAACGGAGUCCACGACACAAUUAGCACUCCUGACCACAGAAACCGUUGGUAACGAAAUCCUUCAAGCUACCACAACCGUCACACCGUCAAUUACAACCAUUACGUCGCUGGAUGUCACUGGGUCCACUACUAACCAGUCCCCGCUAACGACGACCACAGAGCCUGUCGUGGAAACCAGUACUAAUCCGCCCAGAGAAACGACAACUCUCCCCCAAACAAGCCCGAACCUCGAGAACGAUACUCCAAUGAUUGCCCGUUUCCAGGAUACGUCAUCGUCAACCGCCCAAGGGACGGCAGGUUCAGGAAACGGCCAAACGACCGAGAUCACUACACCCAUGAUCACAGACACCUCCACGACCAACAACCCGUCAUCGUCCCGACAAUCCUCCACUUCAUCGCCUCCCGACUCUUCCCUCGUCACAACCACUUCAUCUUCGGUCGAGACGACGACAGCAACGACCACGACAACGACUGAGACGACGACGACUGCUAUAGGACGCGUUCCUGACGGAGUUACGUCGACACCACAGACGCCAACACUGUCGGCGAGAUCGGACGUCGUCACUGUUACACCUGUGACGGAAACAACUGUUCCGAUACCUGUCACCAGCGACGAUAUAGCUGAUAAUCUCGUGUCCACCGAGACGACUACGGAGAGCACGAGCACAGUGUCGACGACUACUGGACAGGCUACGAUGAACGACACUACCGAAACUACAACUGUGUCCACGCAAACUACAAGUGGAACAACCGUGCCAACUAGACCGUCUACUAUUCAGACAACUACGACGCCUUACGUAGGUCGUUUCGGUACCAGUAGACUGACACCUGCUCCACGCUUCAGCUUGAGCUCUACCACCAGAGCUCCUCUACGAGACUACCUGGUAUACGGAAUAUAUCCGAACAAAACUAUCGUUCGGAAGCGACCAGAGGACAACCUGAUCGACGCUAGGAACGUGAACAGCCCGUACGUGAUAUUCGGUAUCUUCCCGGAUGGCAGGCUGGUCCGGAAAUUCCCGAAUGGAACGAUUAUACCGGAUCCACCUAGGAACCCGGUCGAGGUUGUGUUCUCACUUAGCACUUCCACUACCACUAACAGGCCACCACCCAGACCGUAUUAUAACCAGGCUAACCAAGGCACUUACAAUCAGUAUCAAGGCCCGGUAUACAGUAAUAAUGGUAGACCCGUCGCUGAACCGAUGAGAAACGUCCAAAGUCCCAGCACCGUUGAUCUUGGCCUUACUGGUAACGCGAUCGUCGGCCCUAAUGGAGGUGGACCCGAUAACACGGGGCCACUUGGUACCCCUGCUAGCGUCCCGAGCACCAACGAAAUGAGCAAUGCCAUGCAGAAUACGCAAAUGGGGACAGCGUCGGUGACGCCGAUAGUAAGUACCGGUCGACCGCCGACCGUUUCGCAGGGCGGUCGUAUCGUCCAAGAUCGAGAGAGGGACGAGGCCACCAGGACGAAAGAGGCCGGAGGUCAACGCAGCUCCGUGUACAUCGGACAGGACAAGUUCGUCAAUUAUUGGACUGAUGGAGCUUCCACCGCUAACCCGCGCGUUCUCAGUGUGAAUAUAAAUUCAGUAGCUAGCGCUGCAAACGAGGGUCUAUCACCGACCGUACCAUCGUUUGAAAAUCUCUUGAACAGUCAGUCAGGAGGUCAAGUCACAGCUCCGCCUGGUUUCCCAUGGAGGGAUCCUUUGGACCAAAUCUUCGGCAUUACUACCUCCUCGCCGGUAAUAACAGCUUCAGUGGCAUCGAACACGCUGGACGAUUCGUCAGGCCCAAUCUUGACACGACCGAUCAACCCGUUCGUCGAAGUUUUCACUCCAUUUUCCAGCGCGAUUGGUGUUCCAAGGGGAAAUGUGGGAACCAUUCCGCCUCGUCCACCAACAACUACAACUGCUGCACCUCCACCAACAACUUCAGCACCCACUACUACAACUACCUCUACGACCACAACAAUGGCACCAACUACAACCACAACAAUAGCACCAAGAACAACAACCACAACUACAAUGGCCCCAACAACCACAACAACAGCGCCCACCACAGUUCCACAACCUACAACAACUGGACAAAGAGCAAAUCUUGUACAACAAACAACAACCACUCCGCAACCAACACUAGCUCCAGAAACCACUUCGUUCAACGCGCAACAGAAUUUGUUGAACGUACAACAAAAUGCUUUCGGUACUACGUUCGACGAUUUGGCCUUUCUGAAUUCAUUGUUGCAGAGUAAUUCACGAGAUACUACGCAAAAGUCGCUUACGCAAGUCGAGCAGCUCCUAGCGAAUAAGAUCUUGUCAUUAGCACUGAGCAAUCCGGGACCAACUCGAUCGCCAAAAGCCAUCAAUGUCCAGAACGAAUCUCCGAAUUCGAUCUUCGAACCCUCGACGAGAUCUCCUUCGGAGCCUAUAGUGAUCGAUUUAUCUCCAUCGUCGACCGCGUCUGUGCCCACGUGGAAGUCAGGAGAGCAGCCGACCACCAGUCAAAAAUCAUUAAUAAGCAGUUCGACACCUGAGCAAGUGACCUGGAAACCAGUUACAACCACCACGACGAAGAGAGACGUGGAAAUAAGCACAGCUUCUGCGUCUACCACGGAGAGAACAACCCUGAUAAGUACUACCAAGGCUCCUGUAACUGUCGCUGCUAGACCAGCUACUACUUCGCGACCUAGAACCACCACUCAAGCACCAUUAGGCUUUGCCGGACUUCUGUGGCAAACUCUGUUCGGACCGUCGACUACUCCGAAGCCUGUCAAAGCUAAAACGGUGAAAACCACGCAGAAAUCUGUCAACAUUACGCCGAAACCAAUUCAAAUUCCGGUGAAAUCAGAGACAACUGUUGGUAGUCCUGGUAGUACGACUGUAAAAUCUGUGGAUAUUUCGAAGAUUCGUGUUAAUACACCUAAAACGAUCGCGAAGAACGAGAAGUCGGCGACUACGCCGAUUUCGACAUCCACGAGUAAAUUGGGGUUGUUGAAUAAUCCGAGCCCGAGGUCGACCAACGUGGCGACGUCGACUUACUCUCCUGAGGAUGAUGCUAAGUUCCUGCUUGAGCUCCUGCGCGCUGUUCAACAAGAUAACAUAGGUGGUGCACCGAAAAAGACGCCUGGUUUAGGUCAGAAUGACGAAUCCUUCUUAAAGGCAAUUUUAAGCGGAAGGGCUCCCACGACGACACCUUCUCCAGCAACGGAAAUCAGUAACGCCGCUGUGUUAGCUGCGCUGCUGAAAGCUCAAGGCAUAGAACCUUCAACGCCGAACAGUAAUAUCAGAGAACAGCUUCAGUUGGCGAGCCUCGGACAGAGCGUUACUUCUGCUCCGUCCGGCGUCCAGUCUACGACAAUUACGACAAGGCCGGCAUCGACUGGAACUCGACCUACGGAUAACACGAAAAAGACGGUGACACCAAGCUCGAGACCAAGGGUACGCACUACAACGUGGUCGCCGAGCUCGACUUAUCCACCUCCCCUCUUCAGCUCGUUCGGGAGCAAUUACGGUACUCCGGCACAGUCAGCCGGUGACGAUAAUUCUGGAAAUGGCGCGUUAUUUGGUGCUACCAGAGCGUUCAGUCAGUUUCUCGGUGCAGCGAUAAGCGGUGCAGCGCAGCAGCUGCAGUCGUUAGUCAGAAAUGGUACUAGGAUCGUGUCCGAAGUGGUGGGGUAG